This is a messenger RNA of Tachysurus vachellii, 3330 nucleotides long. Its product is annotated as glutathione hydrolase 6. The record is from RefSeq and is a predicted model, not a curated record. The coding region runs from base 116 to 1873 and encodes 585 amino acids. Lineage: Eukaryota; Metazoa; Chordata; Actinopteri; Siluriformes; Bagridae. Gene Ontology annotation, cellular component: extracellular exosome. The transcript has 4 exons.
UUCCGGACAGGAGUGGCAGGUAGGUCCAAGCCGGAAAUAGCAGGUGAAAUGUACUUUCAAAACAAAAGGAAACUACGACAUUAUCACAUACUCGUGUAGGCCUGUUUGAGUUAAAAUGGUGCAGUGCGAUGUUCGGUACAUGAAGGUAGCCACGGAUAUUCAUGAUGACACAGAAACCGACCGCGCAAAUGAGGACAGCGAUGGAGAACAAGUGACAGUCUACUUUAAGCUGCCUGAGAAUAGACUGCAGGAAAAAGCAGAAAAGAGACUCACAUGUUUCCGUGUGUCAGUGGCUCUGGUUCUGCUGGCUAUCGUCUUGGUGUUCGCACGUCUUCAGUGGAACAAAUAUUGGCCUGAUCCUGACGGGCUGGAUAUUUCCAAGGAACAUGAUGACCACCAUCAACACACCACCAUGGAGGAAGAUGAUGAACACCAUGAUGGAGAAGAUCACCACCAUCAGCACACUGCACUGUAUCACCAUGCUGUUGUCCUGACAGCAUCAGCUAACUGUUCCAGCAUCGGUAAGGCUCUUCUCCAGGAAGGAGGAAACGUGGUGGAUGCAGCGAUUGCUUCUCUGCUCUGCCUGGGAGUCGUCCAUCCACACACAGCCGGAGUAGGUGGUAUUUUCUCAGCGAUCGUGUACAACAACACCUCUGGCUCACUGAAGACAAUAAGUUCCACUGCACCCCAAAAGUCACCGGUCCCGUCUGUACUGCAAGGUAUCCGAGAGCUCCACUCUCAGUGGGGGAGAUCCAAAUGGAGAAGACUUUUCCAAGAAGCCAUAACGUUAGCGCAAGAAGGGUUCCUCAUAGACGACGUCCUCGCCAGGGCUUUGGAAAGCCAUAAGGAGCAAAUAGUGGUUUCCAAGCUGUGCGACCUGUUCUGUGAUGCGACCGGCCGCGUGAAAUCGGUGGGAGCCAUCGUCAAAAAUCAGAAUCUGUCAGAGCUUUUGCAGAGCGCCAGCUUGAAUGAGAACAAUUUCCUAGAAACGCUGGCCGUGAAAUUGUCCGAAGACCUCUCCCUGAGCGAGAGGCCAGCCUUCUUAGCCGCCAUUCAGCAAAUCCGUGGAGAAAUCAAUGACUCUGUUAUCGUCGAGGGAGAGAAAUAUUCUGUCCUUUCAGCCAGUUUGCCUUUCUCAGGCCAGAUGCUAUCUGAUAUAUUAGAGCAAGUCAGGCAGCAAAGCCUCUCCUUUCAGGAUGGUGCAGAUUUUAACAAGACCUCUGCUGCUUACAGAGAUCUCUUAAACUUGAUUCAACUACGCAACAGUUCAAGCCUGGCUCAGAAGUACCCAGGCCUUGUAGACACAUUUUCUUUUAAUACUCAAAACAGUCACAUUGCUGUGCUGGAUCAGUCUGGUAAUUUUGUCAUCAUGUCAGCUUCACUCAACAGCACAUGGGGAUCAGGGCGAUUUUUGCCAUCCAGUGGUAUUCUCCUUAACAGCUUUAGCGCAAACUCACGCCACUUCAACUUUCCACUGGUUCUGAGACUCGCUCAGGACGACACCUCUCUUAAUGAUGAUACAGAAGACAGCGGAGAAGAAAAGGAAGUAGAAGUUGUCGCCUUUACUGGAGGGCUUUCAGCUGUAUUUAACGCCGCUGUUCUUUUGCACAACAGGAUUGAUUUAAGAAUGUCUUCUAAAGAAACUCUUAGCAGCCCUCUCCUCCAUAUAGAGCCAGAAAUGACUUCAGGUUUUUGUCUGUCUUCCAUUUUAAAUGACUCGGACAAAUAUAUGCGGUUUUCUGAUGUAGGACAUGAGCUCGAGCAGGUGGACGAGUGCGUGGAUCAUUCUCUGUCUUUGCUACUGCGGUUACAUGCAAACCACGUUGCUGCACAUGGAGCUCCAGCUACUCAUGCUCAUAUUGAUGGCUACUGACAGUUUAUGUGUCUUUGAAGUCCGAUAGCGUGAUUAUUUAUUACAUUCCUUGCCAUGAAAGAAUAUAAAAAGAAUUUUUUUUGUUUACAUUAAGUAGAGCAGGUGAAUGAGAGAACAGUUGGUUUCGCUAUCUUGCAUUAUCACACUAAUGGCUACCAAAGGAAACACCUUUUAGCCGAGUUUGCACUGAUCAGAUUUUGCUGUCUCAGACAAAAAUCAGAACUCAUAAAAGAAUUCUUCAUUCGUGAGUUGAAAUUGGCGGUGUUAGAAUGCAUAAUAUCACAUGCAUCCCCACUGCAGUUACUAAAGUCAGUCGAAUACAAAGUUCUGAUUGUGUCAUUAUUCGCUAAUAUUAUCUGAUUAAAAUCUCAGUGUGAGCACUGCUGCAGCACUCAUCCAAAAGCCAUCUACAAGUUGUAUCAUCUCGGUACAGCUAUAAAUACAGUAGCGGCACUGUCGAAACAAACAAAACAACUUAUUAACACCACAACAUUUUGUCCAUUGAUCAAUCACCUAAGCAGAAAGUAGUCAUUUUACUUUAAACUCAUUAGUGUUCUUGGAGAAACUCCACCCUGAAAACUGAAAUGGAGAAAACUUUAUCAAACACUCUGUUAGCGAAUUAUAUCAGGAUUAUUUUGUACAGUAUGACAAGUACGGAUCUUAAAAAAACUGCUGAGAUCGCACAAUGUAAAACAGACUUAGCUACUCAGCUUAGCUAUCCAGCAUUGAUGUAGAUGCAUUUAAUUAGACUUCAUUCUUUCCCAACAAGGAAGUCUAAUCAGGUAUGCAGAUUGUUCAUCAAUUUAAUCUCUACACAUUUCAGUGAUCUCCUACUUGCUAACCCAAGGAUAAUGGAGAACACAUAUUUACACAUGUCAUUUGUAUUAGGUUUGAUUGGUGUUUGUUCAUUCUUUUUUUUUUUUUUUUUGUCCGUUAUUUCUAGUCAAAACAGUGUUUACCUUAUCAUAUUCUGAAUCCUGGAAAAGCAUAGAUAUCUGUUCCCUUAUGUCCAAUGGCGCAUAACUGGCGCUUCUCUUCAGGUGGGAAAAUGGCAUUGCUGCCCCAUGCAGAGAAAUCGUCAGUAUCUGUUAACCAAAGCGAGAUAUCUCUGAAAUCAUGCAUACACAAGAGGGCAGUUAGCGCUUCUAUCCAAGCAUGAUCAGCAGUUCAAAAACAUGUGAUGGCUUCCCAAAUCUAGGAUUAAGCACAUGCAAGCCAGGUUAAAUGCACUCAAGGAGACAGUUUGAUAUUUGUUCUUAUGCCAGUUACACAUAGCAUAUACAUAUACGUGUGUCUUUAAAAAAUUACACUAUAUUAUGCACAGAUUCCGCUACAAUAAUAUGCAAGCAACAUGAAUGUACAUUAUGCACUAAUUUAUGCACUGAAAAUUCAUCAAAGUGUCAUUAAAAACCAAAUCUAUGUUCAUUUUAUCAUUAAAUGUUUCACAAAGGUGAGAA